Molecule: messenger RNA, 2292 nt
Organism: Closterium sp. Naga37s-1
Lineage: Eukaryota; Viridiplantae; Streptophyta; Zygnematophyceae; Desmidiales; Closteriaceae
Source: the annotation of a GenBank genome assembly
AUGUCAUCGUCGGGUCGCAGCAGCAGCGGCAGCAACACCGUCUUCUCCUCCGAUCGCAGCGUCGCCAGCAGCGUCGCCAGCUGCUCCUCUGCGCGCGCCCUCCCCUCGUUCCCCCGACAAGCCGCCGUUGAUUCCGCCGCCCCUGAUUCUGCCGCGCCUGAUACCGCCGCGCCUGAUACUGUCAUUCCUGAUACCACCGUCCCUGGGUCCGCCCCGGCCAUCCCCCCGUGGGACAUCCGUGCGUCCCCCGCCGCGGGUAGCGCGGGCGUGCAGCAGGCGAACGGCGACGUGUUCAUCCCGUGGCCCGCCCACGUGCUGCUGAAUCCAUUCUGCGCGCGCACCACGCACCACCUGCCCCUCCACUCGCCCACUUUCUCCAUGGCGUCCAAUUCCUCCGCGCCCUCCUCCAACGGCCCCUCCCCGCUCGCCCCCUGGCACCACCCACAGCAGCAGGCGCAGCAGCCGUACCACCCGCAGCAGCAGGCCUUUCCGCCCCCCCACGGCCUCAUGCCGCCGCCCCAGCCACGCCCAUCACAGCAGCAAAACCACGUCUCUUUUCAGCUGCCGCAGCCUUCGCAGCAGCAGCAGCAGCAGGGGGGAGGCGACAUGGGCAUGGGCAUGGACAUGGAUCUGAGCAUUCAGCUGCCCGCACGGCGCUGGCCGCCCACCCUGGCAGCUGUCACUCCCGGCAGAAGUCUCACCGCCUCCGUGCUCGGCCGCGGCCCCACCCCCAACAUCCGCACGCUGUUCAACAUAGAGCGCAAGGCGCUGGGCGAGGGGCAGUACGGCAAGGUGUAUGUGUGCGUGGAGAAGGCGACGGGCGUGCGGUACGCUUGCAAGACCAUUGCGCGCAGCUCCCUCAUCUCCGUGGAAGACGUGGAGGACGUGCGCAUGGAGGUGAGCGUGCUGUUCCGGCUGCAGGGGCAGCCGAACGUGGUGCGAGUGCACUCGACGUACGAGGACCGGAGGGACAUCCACAUCGUGAUGGAGCUGUGCAGCGGGGGGGAGCUCUUCGAUGAGAUCAACCGCCGCUGCGAUGAGAUGACCGUGCCCUACAGUGAGCGCGACGCGGCGAAGCUGUGCAAGGCGGUGGUGCGGGCGGUGCACUCAUGCCACAGCAGCGGGGUGAUCCACCGCGACCUCAAGCCCGAGAACUUCCUCUUCUCCUCGCCCGGCGCCGAUGCCGUGCUCAAGGCCGCUGACUUCGGCAUGGCUGCCUACUUCAAACCCGGCGAGGGAUUCACGCGGGUGUGUGGCAGCUGCAUGUACAUGGCGCCGGAGGUGAUCCGCAUCUGGGAGAACCUGGGCAAGCAGCGCUACGGCCCGCCCGUGGAUAUCUGGGCCUGUGGUGUCAUCUUCUACAUCCUCCUCGCCGGCAACUACCCCUUCCUGCCGCAAGGCCCCGAUCGGUCGGAGAGGGCGUUCAGGCGGGUGAUACUGCAGCCGCAGCGGCUGUUCCGAGAGGCGGUGUGGGGGCGCAUAUCGGCGGACGCCAAGAGCCUCAUCGCCGCCAUGCUGCACCCCGACCCCGCCCUGCGCCCCACCGCACAGCAGGUGCUCGAGCACACGUGGAUAGUGCGGGCGCCGGACGAGCCGUUGGAGAAGGACGUGGUGGACCGCUUCAAGCAGUUCCUCUACGUCAUGCGCCUCAAGAAGGUCAAGAAGGUGGCGCUCAGGGCGAUGGUGGAGGGAAUGAGUGAGGAAGACAUCCGCGUGGUGCAGGGCGACUUGGGUCGCCAGGACCCCAACGCCACUGGAGUGGUGCCCAUCGAGGCGCUGCCCCACGCGCUGCACUCCCGUGGCUUCCAUGGGCCCGCUGACGCCGUCGCCAGCAUCAUCCACGAGAUCUGUCUGGACGGCAAGGUGGCGUUUGACUAUGCGGACUUCUUUGUGGCGCUGCUGCAGCUGUGCGGGGUGGAGCAGCAGGAGAACCUGUUCCAGGCCUUCUCCGUGUUUGACCAGGACCUGAGCGGGUACAUCAGCGAGGCGGAGCUGCAGCGCGCAUGCGAGAGGUACCGCGUCAACCGCCAAGUGGUGGAGGAGAUGAUGGCGGAGGUGAACCGCGAUGAGGCGGGGCGGGUGGACUACAACGAGUUUGUGGCGAUGAUGCGCAUGCAGGCGGGCGGGGUGAGCCGGCGAACCAUAGAGCGCCACAUGGACAAUGGCAGCAUCAAGGAGAUGGACCACGGGGGUGCAUCAGGGCCGUAUGAUGGGGACAGCGAUGACAUGCGCAGCGAUGCUGCCUGUGCUGCUGCUGAUACCGCCAGUGUUGGCAAUGGGGGCGGGUUCUGA